AUGAAUUCUUAUUUUUACUUAUUUAAAUAUAUAGUGAUUGGCGAUACUGGAGUAGGUAAAUCAUGUUUAGUUUUAUAGUUUACUGAUGGAAGAGUAAAAGAAAGACAUGAUGUAACAAUUGGAAUAGAGUUUGCUGUGAAAACUGUUCGUGUAAAUCAAAAAAAUAUUAAGCUUUAGAUUUGGGAUACUGCAGGUUAAGAAAAUUUCAAAUCAAUUACAAAAUCUUAUUAUAGAUCAGCUAUAGGAGCAAUAUUAGUAUAUGAUAUUACAAAAAAAGAAAGCUUUUAAAAUAUAUCUAAAUGGCUUUAAGAAAUAAAAACAAAUGGAAAUAAAUAUAUAGUUUUUGCCUUGAUAGGAAAUAAAAAAGACAAAGAAGAAAAUCGAUAAAUAUCUAAAGAAGAAGCUGAAUCAUUUGCGCAUUAAAAUAAUUUACUUUUUUUUGAACUAACAGCUAAUAAUAAUGAAAGUGUAAAUAAUGCUUUUAUUAAAAUUUCUGAGCGAAUCGAAUAGUUGAUAAAAAAUUAAUAAAUAUAAUUAGGAGACUUAAACUAAGGCGUUAAAAUUGGAUCAGAAUAUAAUGAAUCAUCAAGCUAAUAAUCAUAUCAAUCAUAAUAAUUGGCAACACCUUUAAGUAGUUAUAAAAAGGAGUAAUCGAAGUCUUAUUGCUGUUGA
This is a messenger RNA of Ichthyophthirius multifiliis, 672 nucleotides long. Its product is annotated as Ras family protein, putative. Gene Ontology annotation, cellular component: Golgi apparatus. The transcript is spliced from 6 exons. NCBI's taxonomy places the organism in Eukaryota, Ciliophora, Oligohymenophorea, Hymenostomatida. The record is from RefSeq and is a predicted model, not a curated record. Gene Ontology annotation, molecular function: GTPase activity; GTP binding.